CCCGGGGCGAAAGGGCUGCAGGUGGAGGGCGGGCGAUGGCGGUGCCCCGGGCGAGGGGCGAGCGAGGAGCGGACGGAGGCGGCGGCGGCUGUGGAGCCCACGGACCCGGGCGGCUGAAUUUGCUAUAAAGUGGACAUGUGGCAUGGUCCCUUCCCUCUUUCCCACCUGCAGCAGGAGUGAGGAGACGCCCCUGUUCACAAUGAGAAGGGAUACCUAGACCCUGCCUCUAAUGUGGUCGCUGCUUUGUUCCGGAAUGUCUUAACAGAGAUGGCUGCAUGCAGGUGACCAUGGCUACGAGGGUAGAGGUCAGCCCCCUCGCGUCCCUAACACCUGUUCCCAACUUAAACGAGAUCACCAAGGAAGACAAACUGCAGGUGACCUACUAUCACCCCAUCAGCAAAGCCCCGGCCUCUCCUCCGGGGAUGGUGUUGGCAGGGCCGAGGAAUCUCAGGACUCCAUCGCGAGGCCUCCUCGGGCCCCGUCUUUCCCCAAAGCCAUUUUCUAAGGAGAGCCCUUUGGAUACGUUUGCAAAUGUGAAAUCUCCCAUCACGUCCGUGAAGCCUGGCACUGUGAUGACCAGGCCACUCACGUAUAGCAAGCUUGAGGACUCAUCCGCCGCUAAGGCUUUGGAUGAAAACAUGCCUUCCUUGGUUGAACCAAAGAUGGAUGAUGGGGGAGGCCUGAGCUCAAAUGUAAUAAAGCCCUUUAAUAAAUCCCUGCCUCAAGCCGUGCAUAGCCAAAACACCAUUAUCCUGUUUGAGACGGCUGGUCCCUCCAAGGCCAAGGCCAAGCCCAGCUCAGGGAAGUGGGCAGGUGAGGAGCAAAAGGUAGACAAUGUGGGCCAGCUCCAAGGACACCUGCCCAUCUCCAAGACUGAGACUUUGGCCAAACCUGCACUGCCACCUCGGAGAUCUGUGGGGAUCCUCCAGAGGCAAGCGUCUCUGUCUUCGGACGAAAGGCCGGCUGUGUUGAAAUCUUGGGAGAAGGGGGAGGAAAAGGAACCCGUAGUAUCCCCUGGCAUCAAGAAUGAAGGAGGUCCCCCAUCUUCAGAGGUCCUGCCGAGGGUCAGGCAGAGGCCCGUCUCAGCCAUCUUCGAGUCUCUCCAAAAUCCAAAGCCAAGUCCUUUAGAACUCCCCGGGGGGAAGGUCCCCCCUCCUCCCCCGGAAAAAUCGUGGGUCCGGAAACCUCGGCCCCUGUCUGUGGAUCUCACGGCCAUGUUUGAAAAUAAGGACAUCCUGUCCAAGAAGGUGGUCAGUCCCUCGGAGGCGAGCAAGGAGAAAGGGCUGGGUGUGAGUUCCAAUGACAGAGGGAAUGGAGAAGAGACGUCAGAGCCAUUGGACAGGGCCGCACCCUCGAAGCCUACCUUGAGAUCGAAGGAACAACGGGAUUUGGACAUCCCAGACUUGAAAAACAAAGUCAAGGAACAGAAUCAGAAAAUUGUCUUUAGGUCGAUGGAAGCCUGUUCUUCCGAGACAUCUACAGACCUGACUGAGGCCUCAGCCAGAAAAGGGUGGAACUCAUUGGAAGAGAAGGCCAAACAGGAGAGGGACCCAGAGCGCAAGGAGGCUGAAGGAGCAGCGUCUUUGCCUAGAUCAGAAAAAAGCCCAGCACUUGCGGAGGGGAAAACCCGAGCAGCUGAGGGGUACAGCAAGGGGACCGAAAGGGACAGCUCUGCAGGGGGAGAGUGGGUAUCGAGGGGGAGUGUCAAGAAGCGGGUCAGUCUGUUUGGCUCAGAAAACUUCUCGUCUCGGUUAAGCACCGAGGCUCCCACUCCAGCCCCCGAGAUGGAGAAAGGCAGCGUGAAAGUCCAGGACCGAAUCAAAGAGUGGACAGUGGAGAGCCCCGAGCCUCAGGUGCCCCCCGAGAGCAGGAGGAGGUCCUUCCAAUCUAGGCCCCUGUCUGCCGACCUGACCAAAGUGUUCACAAGGCCAGCUUUGGAGAGCGAGUCGAGACUUGUUAAGGGCCCGGCACCGAGUGGUGAGCUUCUUCAAGACAGCGUUCCCCAAGAAAAGAACAAAGAAGGGCACAUUUUACUCAGAACGGAUUUGAAUGGAGCAUCUGCUGGGAGAAACCAGUGGAAGCCUGUGAAGCCCUGUGAGAAAACCAGACAGACUGAACGGAAAUUGAGCUCCAGCAACGAAACGGACGGCUCCUCCUUCCCGAAAGAGGAUUCCACCUUGGCGCCCUGUCGGCUGGAGGCCCAGUCACCAUCCACCAUGGCUGAAGAUGAUGGGGACUUUCAGACCGUCUGGGCAACCGUGUAUGAACACAACGUGGUGAGGUACACCGUGGCUGACCAUCCCUUCCUGACAUCUUCUAAUGAGUCAGCCAGAAAAUGCAGCGAGCCACCCAACCUAGGAGCAGAGAAGGCAUCUUGGUCGGGGAAGGGACCCGGGGGGGACAAGGUGAACGUCAGAACUGAGAAUUCUAAGUGGGCCGAGAGACUCAAUGCACAGAAAGCCUGGAGCAGUGUCCUGCCUGAUGAAGAAAAAAGUCCAAUGAAUGCUGCCCUGUUGGAAAAACAUCCCGGGGGCGAAAGAUGGAAUGCCUCUUCUGUGAAGCAGGCGGGAAAUAGUCUUUCUCACCAAAGAAUUGAACCCAGAUACGACAUUGUCCAUAUGACCAGUGAAAGGAGCCUCAGCGAGGUUGUUGUAACUGCCCCUGAGGAAAAGGCCGUGACGCUUAGGACCAACAAACUGUGGUCUUCCCUGAAAGAGAAGCAGGGCUCUCAGAGCGAGGGUCUUAACACGAAACAGCAGGGUAGACUGGACGUGAAAAUGGGGCCCUACCAAGCCUCUAGUUUGGCUGGGGAAACCCAAGAGAAGCUGGAAACAGCUACCCCUAAGUCUGAAUUCCACAAACCCAAGGAAUUGUUGGGUGGCUCACUGCCGCCCAACAAAAUAGUUGAGAAGCCCUAUUUGGUAAACCAGGACAAGGCCCCUGGGCUAGCGGGCAGUGAGAAGGCUUCUAGGUCAUUCCCAUGCCAGAUUGCCAAGGAAAAGGAAAGUCCGGCCCACAUUCCCGAGACCGUGGUGGUCAGAGAAGCCCAUAUAGAUUCCUAUAAUGUUUAUCCGUUGGUCAGUUCAGUGGAAAUGAAGAAAGUUGUUUCUCAAAGUCCAGGGGAAGGAAGGAGGCAGCUUCAUGAUUAUUUGAAUAACUCUCAUCCCAGGGUGGGUCUACGGGCCACGGCUAAAGAAGAAUCCUUUGACCUCAGAUCAAAAAAACACUUGGGUUCGAGGUCGGUGAGAAAAGAAUCUCUCAUAAUGGCCGAAGAAAGUGAUUGGAGCCAGUCCCAGACCCCGGAACCAGAAGCCAAAGUCAGGAAGUCGGGAAGCACGGAUGUGAGAAUAACAGAAAAAUGGCGGCGAAGGACGCUGCCUAAUGACGUGAAGUUUGACGAGUUCAUCUCGUUUGCUCCAGAACCGGCCAAGAGGCUUGGGAGACGAGCCGAUUCUCUGUCCCCCAGCGACGCCUACUUCAAAAAGAGUCGGCAGACCCAGGACGGGCUAGAUUCGAAGGAGUCUAGUCACAGUGUGCCGCAGGAUGCGAAGGAGGAGGCACCAAAGCCAGAGCCUCCUCAGGAGCCCAGGGAGACCUAUUUUGCUGUGACAUAUCAGAUCUCUGGGGAGAAACGAGAAUAUAAUACAGACAAUUCUGUUUAUGAAAACAGGAAGACCUCUUCACUAGACAAAGAUGAACCAGUCAGUGUCCAUAAUUCUCGAAAACUUGGCUUUUUGUCUGAAUCGUCCCCAAACUCUAGGUUAGCUCCUUCAUACCCCAGAGACCCACCAGAAAACCCUGAUAGGAAGACUUGGCAGGCCAAAGAAAGGGAACAGGAAAACCUUAGUUUUUCCAAGAGCCCGAGGCCCAGUGACCAGCCAGUGCAGCCUGGGGAGAGAAGAACAAGAAAUGCCGAUGGCAGAGUGAUAGAUGUGGAUACUUUGUGGGUUAACCAAAGGUCCAAGAACCCCAGCAUCCCCAACGAUCCCAAAGAGGAUGGAGGCAAGAGGUCUUCUAGGACUUCCGAGCAUUUUAUGUAUUCAUCAAAGAGCAGUGACCUCCUGAUGAGAAGGAAGCAGGGUAAUACCCAUGAAUCACCCAGGGCCAAAGCUGAGGAUGGUUACAGGUCGAGUGUCCUUGACAUAGAUGCCCUCAUGGCUGAAUACAAAGAAGAAUCCAUGAAAGGAGCUGACCCUAGGGACCGGAAGGAGGAGAGAGUACCUGCCAGCCAUGGUGGGUUUCAGUGGGAGAGGCCAGGUACCAGGAGUUCUGCAGACCACCUUUCCCAGAGGUAUGACAGGAGGGGCCAGAAGGACCCCCAGGAUCAUACAGCUUUCAGGAAGUCGGCGAAUCUCCCUGGGCCACAACGCCACCAGCCCAGGGAAUCCAGCCCCGUGAUGCACUCUGGACCUGAAAUAAACAAGGAGAAGACUGAGUCCCCCACUCACGAACCGAGUCGACAGAAAGCUCCCAGCACCAAAUUCACCCCUCCACUCUGGGCCAUGCCCCAGUCCGGACUGGCUGAGCAAUACCUGGAUUCACCUUCAGACACCUGGAAGAAAACACCUGCCGAGGAUGAGAAAAAAGAUGCAGCAUCUGCUAACAAGCUACAAAACACCAAAUGCCAUGGUUACAGGGCUGAGCCGAACACCCCUUCACUUGAUAUUAAAAACAUGGACACAAACGUGCCUCCCAAGACCUCCCCUGUUGCUCAAGAUGCCAUCCUAUUUGAGGAUGAAGUCUGGGCUCCCCGAAACUCUGUGGGGAAAAGGGAGAAAGCGGGCUCUCUCCACGGGAGAACUAAAGUGAGGAGGGGUGACUAUGACUCGGACUUCGGAAACAUGCCUGUGGACAUCAAGCGUACUUAUUCGGAAAAGACAGCCCCCGCCUCAGUCCGAGAGAAUCUAUCCCUGAUGCAGGAGGCCCGAGAACGCAGGAAGGAACAAUUGAAAGCCCAGCAGAGUCUCCCAGGAGAAAAUCUCGAGAGCAUGGUGGUCUACAGAGUAUUCCCACACUGGGAAACGAAAUCCAGUGAGAAUCAUAAGGUGCCACAGGACAUCGAAAAAGAGAGAGUCAGGCCUGCUAACAAUAAAUCCCCCCUGAGCGGUUUCACUCCUACACCUGUCCCCAGGAGAAGUCACAGCUUCUGCAAAGACAAGAAAAUUGAGCCUUUUAUGGAUCAGCUCAAACAGUGUUUUGCAAGGCAGCCACCGGAGGCCAAGGACACAGACACACUGGUGCAGGAGAAUGAUAGCCAGUAUGGGACCUGGAAUGAUCCACGGCAGAGUGGGGAGAGCUUCGCUCCUGAGACUCCUUCUCCUGACAACAACGUUGCCUCGGCCCGAAAACAGCCUCCCGGCAGCCGCCUUUCUUCCCUGUCCUCCCAGACGGAGCCUGCCUCCCCCGCCGAUCUUGGGGACGCCUCCAGGGAUCAGCGGAGCACGAGCUUGGACCGCUCCAGCACCGACUUGGAUUCCACUGAUGGGGCAGAGGGGGCGCCCCCUUCAGACACUGGCCCCGAGGCCAGGGUGGAUGACUUUUCCUUCAUCAAUCAAACCUCAGUCUUGGACUCCAGCGCCCUGAAGGCCCGAGCCCAGCUCAGCAAAAGGAAUCGGCGCCGGGCCCCAAUCUCCCACGCCCUCAGGAGAAGCCGAGCCAGCGAGGCCGAGAACUGGUCUUCACUGGUGGAGGAGACUGACAGUGCAUGGAUGUUUAAGGAUUCUACAGAAGAGAAAUCGGUCAAGAAGGAGGAGUCAGACGAAGAGGAGAAGACACCCAGGUCAGAGAGGACUCCUGUCAGCCAGCCCCAGCGGCUCCCCAUCUUCCCGGGCGUGGAUCCUUCUGUGCUCAAGGCUCAACUUCGGAAACGGAAUGAAUUGGACAGCCCCGGUGAAGCCCAGACUUCGGCCCAGCUGUCCAGGUCUCCUAAAUCCCCCUUCCAGCCUGGAGCCCUGGGCAGUCGGGUGUUGCCUUCCGGUAUGGAGAAGGAGGAGAAGUCAGAAGAAACGUCUCCACAGUGGCUGAAAGAUUUGAAAUCCAAGAAGAGGCAGAGCCUGUAUGAGAAUCAAGCUUGAUAAAGGUAAAAGAGAAUGCUGAAGUCUCAUUAACAGAAGCCUUAAUUGUCCAAACCUGAAGACAAAAGUCCUGCUGCUGUUUGCUUCCUGCCUCCUGGGUUAGGUGCCUGGAGGGGCCACGAAAAGCUGCUUAGAAUUCUGAGUCCCAGAAGGGAAGAAGCUCUUGUUGGUUCCUAAAGGGAAGGAGAGUCACUGGGGAAGACCUUGAAGCCAGAGCUGGUCCUUCUGAGCCUACCCAGGCUGCCCUUCAGGGCUGAGAAGCAUGUUCUCUCUGUUCUCUUCUUGUUUUUUUUUUUUUUUUAAGUAAAAUCCCUCAUCUCUACCCACUUCAGAUAUUCUAAGCAGCCUCAGACACAAAGGCCUGCCUUGCCCGCCUCACCGGGAUGGGGUGUGAGGAGACUGCUGUUGUCUCAUUGGUCUCUGAAACUAUCUGAAUUGGGACCCUGCCCGUUUCUCCCCUCGCCGUGCCGUAAUCCCCGCAGGGCGUGAAAGGACCUGGGGCCUUCCUGCCAUGCCUGCGGCCCACGGGGUCCACUGCUGAUUCUGUAUUAUAGUGGUUUUUGAUCAAUACUCCCACUGGUUUCUCACCCUCAGAGAUUUGCAGGCCUGAUUGUCAAAUGUACCCGUGAGUGGAGGUCUGUCCAGCCUUGCCCCCAGAUGUGUCUCCAUCAGCUGGACCAAUAGCUUCAUUGGAAUGCCAUUUCCUGGUCUUUAGAAGUAGGGGGAAGGGGAUAAAGCAAUAAUUCCAUUGAUUCUCUUUCCUAUCUGAAGUGUAGAUAGGCUUUUUAUGUGAAAAGAAAAGGAAGGAGUUGGUCUCAUGUCUUCAGACACCUCAGGUUAUUCCCACCCAAUCAUUUUGGUCAUUGUUUUUGUAAAUACCAAUGUCUUCUUUCUUUCUUCCCCCCUGCUUUGAUUUUGGUGGGUUAACCGAUUUCCAUGGAAUCUCCAGGCUUCUCGAGGAAAUGUAGCCCAUUGUGCUACUGAUCAGAAUCGGACCCACACGGGACCCCGGUUGCUGAGUGGGAUGACCCUUGGCUGGCUGGGAUUCUCCUCUCUUUCUAGAGCCAUUUCCAAAGUCAGCAGUCUAGAGAUUCCAUUUUCAAUUGCAUUUUUAGUUUCUUAUCUAUCCUGCCCAUUCUUUUUGUUGUUGUUGUUGUUGUUGUUCUAUUCUGUUUUUGUUUUUUUUAAGUGCUCUUUUCAAAAAACAAACAAACCCAAAUGUAGAUAGCAAUGGGCUUGCUAAGAUUCUCAACCUUUCCCAGGACCAGAGCUGAGAGAGGGAUGGAGAGACUGGCCUAAGGAUGUGGUUUCCCUUUGUCCGUUCCCUUUCUCAAGCAAAAGUGCCCGUGAACUGCCUUCCUCUACAAUCUCUAGGGAUCCUGGGCUCCCCCAAAUACCUCUGCCUUUUGGGUAUGUAAGCAUUCCCUAACAGAGAUCCCCUGACCCUGGCAUCCCCUGAUACCCCAGCUAACCGAUGGGGAUCACCUCCACACACAGCCAUUUAGCAGGCCACGCAUGGCCACAAACUUUGUGCCAACCCCAUUUAAAAGAAACCACAAAGAAGCAAAUGCCGGCAGCUUGCAAAGCCAUGGAGCAUCAUGGGGCCAAGGUCUUCUGAGAAGCAGAUGGAGCGUGGGGCGUUCUCUGGCCCCACUCCGGGAAUGAAAGUGGACUCUCAGUCCCCACAUGAAUAACUUGAACAUACACAUCUCUGCCUUGUCUGCCGGGAGGGAGACAAAAGGGGCCAGGAAGUCUGUAUGUCUCCCAUCCCCUCGAGUUCAUGGUCAUUGAACUCCCAGCAAUGGAUUCCUGGUGAAAUCUUCCCCUGCCUUCCUUUCCCUCCUUUCCAGCUGAAGGACGCUCUCAAUUUCCAGGCAAGGACAAAAAUGUGGGAUGAGAUCAUUCUAUUGAAAUCCUCCGCUGGACCCCGUUAAGAGAUACUAUUGCCUCGUCUUCUUCCGGAUUCGGUUGUGUCUGAACCCUACAUUGUGCGUUUGCUUUAUGGGGGUCAGUGUUCUCUUCUCACUCCUCAUAGCACUUACCUCAGUGUUCACCCAACAUCAGCCGUUCCAGUGGCCCCAGAUAGAGUAUCUUUAAUGAGGGCUCAGGCCAGCUCUAAGGAUCCUGUAACACCUGUAUGCAGGGAGCCACCAUAUUUUGGCAGGAGGUGAAUACAGAGAAAGGCGGCUGUUUGGUGAGGAGGACCCCCCACCCCAUCCCCUCUCCAGCUAUGGGAUCAUUUUAAGUCCCAGUUUGUGUCUUUCCUCAUGCAGCAAUGUGGAGACAGUCGACACCAGGGGCUUUUUCAGGCAGCAGUCCCAUUAAAUGCUUCCUCAGAGAAUUCUCUCCUUUCGUUAGCUGCCGAGUUUACGUUUCCAGACUAGGAUGAGGUCAAGGGGCACUUGGCUGCCCACAUUGGGGUGUAGCCCACUGUGCUGACAUGCCCCGGACAGUAUUUUAACUGGGAGGAAGAAAUGCCCCUCGCUCCAAACCUCACAGGCCCACAGAGCGAGAUCCAUGGCUGGGAAGAAAAGCUCCCAUUCUGUCUUGGAAUCCACCAUCCAAAUUCGUGGCACCAGAACUGUCCUUGGGGACUUUACCUCGAAAGCCCCUCCUCUUGAAAACUUUGGUUUUCAGCCAUCAUUUCCCCCCAACGCUGCUAAAACAGGCCCACUGCUCGUGGCUAUGGGAUGUCUCCUAACACUUCCUUUCAUUUUGGUCUUUGCCAAUGCAGCAACGAUGAUGCUUAGAAAUCCCUCAUCGACACCCUGGUGACUGGUCCGCUUCUGGUUUAGCUGGGACAAAACUAACUUUUGCUUACCUCACUGUCAAAAUGGGCCUUGGGCCUCCAUUGGAAGCCAGUCUCCAUAACUUCCCAGGAAUAUCCACCAAUUUUAACUCCAUAUAUGAGCCCUCUUUGGAAAUUUGGCCUUCAUGUAGAUUUGGCGCUCAAUUGCUUUAGAAGGUUUUAGUCAUUUUAAAGGCAAUUUAGUAUUUUCCGCUUGAUCAUCAACACCUCCCUAUUCGCUGAUUCUUCCAGGAGCCCAUAAGCCAUAUUCUGAAUGUGAAAUCACUUUCAUCUACAAGCUUUCUCUCCUUCCCUCUCUUCCCUCUUUUGACAGCUGCCAACUGCAGAGAGCAGAAAUCUCUGUCCUUUACUGUUGUCUGCCACCUCACCCCUGGAACUCUGGCCUGGGAAGCCCCAGUGGGAAUCUCUAACCCUGCAAUAACAUGGAUGCUAAUGUCCAAUUGGUACUCUACGGUUUCCCUAGGAAUUCUGCCCAAACAGAAGCUUCAUGACACAGAUGUGGAAUUUGGUUUAUUUUGAGCCCAAGAGCCCAAGUCGUUAAUUGUCUGGCGAAAUGGCCAUCAACUUGGGGUAAUUUCUAAGCCACAGAGACCAACGAUAUCUAGUUUUUUGUUGUUGUUGUUGUUUGUUUUUUUAGCAAUCCCGUUCAUCCUUCAUGUGUGUGGUCUCCAUGAAUGUCAUUCUUCUGCUGUGUCAUUAGAGAGAGAGAAAAUAGAGACCAAGCUAUUGAACUCCAACGUCCCUAAAUGUAAACGGUUAAGCAAGCGAUUCCAAGAAGCCCUAGAAAGAAAUUCUCUGGAAUAAACCUCAGCACUCCAAACUGUUGCUUUGGACUGCCUUAUCAAUUGAUGUUUUUAAUCUCUCAGCAGAGGCUCCCCAGGGCUCCCAGAUUGGUGCAUAAUUACAAAUAUGCAGAUCCUUAAGUGUGCAAUAGAUAAAGCGGGUAACUCCCCAGUUGGGGCCCAGGGAGAGAAGGGAAACUAUGGCUAAAUUCUGACCUAAAUCUGGUCACCAAGGACUUCCCAGGCCAAGCCUCUUCAGCCUCUUGGCCUUUGGGAAAUGUGUCCCCAAUGAAAGUAAAGACAUGAAUAGAAUGACCCUCUCCACCCCAGAUGCUACCAGUGACCCAGUUCAAGCCCAUUGGUUGUCCCACUGACCUUUUAAACUCAGUUGUUCUCCCCCUCCUCCCAGUGUAUGAUUUGGGGAAACAGGAGCAACAUCACCCAAUCCAUCUCUUAACUAUUUGGGGAUCACCCCUUUAAAAAUUGGCCACGCUAAGAUGGGAGGGGAGGGUGGGGUAAAGAAGAGAAGUCACCCCAAAGUAUCUCAAUGUGCCUUUUUCUUUAUAGUCCACAGCUAAAAAUCCCCAUGGUGUGUGGCUGGACCAUUAUGUCAGGAGAACAGUAUUGUAGAGUGACUAGAAAUCAGUGCUUCAGGAGGGAACCAAGUGUAGCCUUCUGGUGUUCUCAGCAUGAAGAUGAACUCAAUGCCCCCAAACCUUCCCUAGGGAGUAGGCAUCUAUCCUUGAUUGGCUGGGAGCUGAUGGCUAUGGUGGAAUGAUUGAUGAAUGAGAUGGCUGGUCCUGUGCCAAGCAGGUGAUGCCCAAGUCUGAAAGGGACCAGUGCCCUGGGCAGGCAAGUGGUUGUUGGGGUAUGGCCAUUACUAAGGGAGGAGCUGCUCUAUCCAAGAAGAGCCUGUGAACAGGUGCAUGUUGCACCUACGAUGUCAAUUUCUGAGCAUGGCUCUGGGGUUGCCCUGUGGAGUGGGAGAUGAAGGCUGGUGGGGAUAAAUUCCAGUGCUAUACUCAGGGAAUGUAGUAGAGGAGACUUCUAGGAUGUUAACUCUUCAAAGGAGAAAAAGGCCAGGGCUACAGAGAGAGGCUUUCCCAUCUCCCCUCUUUCCCACUUGGGAGAUCAUUUCUGGAAUGCCCACUCCAAAUUCCUGGAAAUGGGAAUUAACCCAGUUUCCACUGAGGGGAGAUGGGGGAGGGGAGGAAGGGGGAAGAGAGCAGUGGUUCCUGGUUCAGCAGACUGCUCUCCCUGCUAGCCGAGUCCCAGCAUGUCCAUUAGAAUGGCCAUACAGAACAUCUGUUUUGUUUUUCUUUUGAAUAAUCUCAUUCCAGAUAGCCUUAGAGUCCCUGUAAAUAGAGAACACCCAAAAUAAUAUAUUGUGUUAGAGAAAAUAUUUUGUACCACAUUUGUUUCCUAAGUAAUUCCACCCUCCUCAGCGUUGCGUCCUUGUAUGAAUAUGACUCCCAAGAAUGCUUUGUCAGGUUUUUAAAAUUAUAUAUAUAUAUAUAUAAAUAUUAUAUUUUCUAAUAUUUCUGCUGUGAUCAUUCCUCAGAGAUUUAGGAAGUGACAGCAGAUGGAAAUUGAGUUCUGCUAAAAAAAAAUAUUGUCCCGGCACCCUUGCUUCUUGUUGCCUUAUGGGCAAGCAGGCUAACUCUGUGAGCUCUGAACAAAUCUAAGCCAGAUCAUGGGCACUUUAGACAUCCUAGAAAGGACCCCCCCAGUCAGGUUAGAGAGAACACAUGAGUACACAAAGGCCUAUAUUUUUAAUGUCAAAUGAAAAGAGUGUAUCUUUACUUUGGGAUGCUAGCAAUUUUUUUUCCAGGCGUUCCUUUGCCCUACAGAGUAUCGGAUGUAAAGAAGACCUUUUAUAUUUUACCACUGAAGAGUUUCCUAUUCAUAGAAAAAUAAAAAAAGCUGUUUUGAAAAUGUGAUCCAGGACUGCAAUAAAGAGAUGACCUAGAGAAAUGAUGGCCUCAUCCUGUGGGUCUUUGCAUGUAUAAAAAAAUGUCGCAUUUGAACUAUGAACAUAGAAAAAUAAAGCUUUGAAGCCAGUUGUAUUUAA
Dromiciops gliroides (monito del monte) is the source of this 11736-nucleotide messenger RNA. Its product is annotated as KIAA1671 ortholog. Lineage: Eukaryota; Metazoa; Chordata; Mammalia; Microbiotheria; Microbiotheriidae. The record is from RefSeq and is a predicted model, not a curated record. The coding region runs from base 276 to 6074 and encodes 1932 amino acids. The transcript is spliced from 13 exons.